AAAUUCCGGCCUCGCUCGGUCUCCGGGGAAGCAGCAGCUGCCGCACCGCCACCGCCGGAGCAGUAGUUAGAAAACUCUUGGCGGAAUGGAAGAGCCUCAGAGGGUGCAGGAUGUGGGCGUGUCCCGCGCCCCCAACCUCCCUGGGGACCCUGAUCCUGAAGAGACCAUCCGAAGUCUGCAAGCGGAGUUGGCAGCCGCCUUGGCCGAAGUGGAGACAGUCCGAGCUGUGGCUGCAGUGAGUGAAGGCACCAAAGAGGAGGCAGUGGAGGCUGUCCAGCGCAGGUGCCAGGAAGAGGUGGCUUCCUUGCAGACUAUCUUGAAAGAUACCAUUUCCAGCUAUGAGGCCCGUCUGUCAGCUUUCCAGCGUGACAGUCGGGAAAAUGUUUGGAGCAGGCUGCCAAGGACCAACCCUCUGGACUCAUUGGAGAAACAGAUGGAAAAAGCACAAGAGGAUACUCAGCGACUCCGGGCCAUUGUUCUGCCGAUGGAGCAGGAAAUUGCUGAACUGAAAGCAAAAUUGGCCCACGCUGAGAGUCUGGUUCAGGAGCUGCAGAGUGAGGAGGUGAGAUGGAAAAGAAGUAUAGAAGGAAAGCAAUCCCUAUGUAGCUCAGCAGAAUCCCUUCUUGCUGAUCCCGAGACUGUGUCCACGGAUUUGCCUGGAAAUCACCAGGUUCCUUUGAUGGAAGGAGGAGUAGCAGAGAAGUUUGCCUGUAGUCUGGACAGCAUCUCCAUUGCUUCAUUUUCCUCUUUGACACCAAGUUCUGGGCCUUCUGUCCGACGCAGACGUCCCCCAAGUCCUGAGACAUGUUCCAUUGCUUCCUCAACUGGAACCCUGGUGCCUGAGACUAUUUAUCUACCACCAGUGGGAUACCAGCUUGUGUCUGAAUCAGAGUGGGCUCAGCUCCAAGAACAGGUGCAACAGCAACAUGGAGCUCUGGAGGAAAGAGCAAAGGAGAAAGCUAACCUGGAAGAGGCAUUGAGACGUAGCAAUGAAGAGUGCAGUAAGCAGGUUCAGGUUCUUUUGACUCAGAUCCAGACAUCAGAAAACAUUCUCCAAAGCCUCCAAGCCACCGUGAGUGAAACCCAGCGGAAGACCCAAGAGCAGAUGGCUGAUUUGUCUGCAUCCCACAAACGCCUCAGCUACGAAGUGCAACGUCUAAAUGCCGAGAAUGAAGGGCUGCGGGAGAUGAGUUCUGAGGAUUCUCCCCCAACAGAUCAUGAAACUAGGAGCUUGCCAAGCACAGUGCCGGAGUUGCAAGCCAUGGUGUCCAAGCUGAGGCAAGAGUCGGCCUUACAACUUCGGGCUGCAGAGCAUCAGGCUGAGCGCCUGCGAAUUGAAAUUAUAUCCUUGCGGGAGCAGCUGGAUGAAGAAACAGCAUCACAGUCAAGCCUGAAGGGGGCGCUGGAGAGAGAGCGGGAAGAAAGAGAGCUUUUGCAAGCCUCUUUGAAUAGUAUUCAGAGUGAGAUGGAAAGGCUGCAGCAAGGGCAAGAAGAGCUUAAUAGAAUUCAGGUCUCCGAGGUGGGGCGUGAGAGGAGUCACUGAUGGGUAUUAACACGGCCCAUUUGCCUGGAGACUGAGGUAAAUCUGAGGACACUCCCUCUUCUCCGCCUUCUGACUCUCCAGAUUAACCUCAGUCUUCGGCCCAAAGGAGCUAUUUUGGUGACUCUCCAGAUUACUAUCCUUGUUUUACUUCUCUUCCUAAUUCUUCCUAAGCCUCCUACUCUCUCUCCUGCGCCUUUCUAGCCUUGCCUUAGCACAAGCUGUGCUCGCUGCACUCUAGGAAGCCCCGAGCCACCGGUAUCCGGUGGGGGGGAUCCCAGGCCGCGCACCACAGGCGAUCCCAUGCGGGAUCACUGGAGGACAGUGUGGAUUCUCCAGGCGAUGAAUCAUUGGCACGGGUAGAGCAGCUCAGUCGGGCAAUUGGACCGCGUGGUUGGCGGUCGCCAUUUUGAAUUGAGGGCGCAUGCGCAAAGCGUAGGGAGGCGCACUGAUUUCAGUCGCUGCAAGCACUUCCAGCACCGUGUUCGCCCAGGAGGGCACGUUGGGCCUGUGUUCUGCCGCUAAUCCGGGGAGGGCCCUGUUGACGGCGGUGCACCAGUCUCUCUUCAACCCGCAGAUCGGCGGGUGGCUGAGAAGAGCGCAGAUUUGAAGGAACGCCGAAUCCGCGCAAUAGCGGAGAGACCGGGGACCAUUGUGAGAGGAGGUAGAGAUAGACAAACGAACCCUGAGUAGCGCGAUGUCGAAUUCUACCAGGAGCAGAGGAGCGGCUGCUCCAGGCUCCCCAGGGGGCUCAGACCUGAGCAAGGGAUCCUCUCGGGAGGACUUCCCCAUGCCCAGGGGGAGAUCCCUUCCUAGGAAGUGCUCUUCCAAGUCUUCCAGGAGGGAAGGUCCCAGGCAGGAGGCCCCCUUAACUAGAGCGGCUGGUAGGAGGACCAGGGAUAUCAUCAGCCCCUCACCAGGCAGAUCUCGUUCCCCUCGCAGGCCCUCUCCUCUAGCUGAGGAUCCUGGCUCUCCGGGCUCACGUAGGCCCGUUAGAAAGGACAGCCCCUUAUCUCCCCCCUUAUCCCCCUCCCACUUUCCAAGGGCAAGGGGAGAUCCAUUUGGCCACAGGGCACCAGGGUCCCCCAGGUAGCGCUUGGCUCCUCAAUAUUCAGACACUAGAGAUGAGCUGGAGCCCCCAAGCCUUUCUCCUGCCUAACCACAACUCUCUGAGAGCUUCCAGAACGUGAUAGCCAGAGCGAUUGCAGAUGGUAUUGCUUCAGGCAUGCAACACCAAUUUCAGGGAGCCAGGCAUAGGUCUGCUCGUGGAGCUCCAAGAGAGCAGACAGUCCAGUCCGAGACUUCAGUCCCCAGAGAGCUCAGAGCUUCCUCCCCCUCCACUGCCAGAGAGGGCUCAGAGUCAGAGGGGGAGGAGCAGAAGGAUAUUGGGUUCUCAGAGGACGAGAAUGCCCUAGCCCCAGAGGCCCCAACCAUCACAGACUUAUUUCCUCCAUCUUUAUUCAGUUCCUUGUUACGCAAGGCCAAGGCCACAGCAGAUCCACACCAAUUCCAAGCCAGAACCCCAGUACCCCCAGCACUAGCGGGAGAAAUUAGAAGGGUUCUUUCCAUAGGCCUCAGGUGGAAAAGGAGAGGAUCUCCACUCCAGACCUCUUCCUGGAGGUUCUCAAGUCUCGAUGGUCUAAGCCUGGCUCCUUCCCCACUCCAGGGAGCAAUGAUCGCAGAUUUUAUAAUCUCAAUGCUUCUUUCGCCCAGGCCUUAUAGGUUCCCUCCGUGGAUGUUCCAGUGGCUGCCUUAGCUUCCUCCUCUGCUGUUGUGACAGGGGAUAUAUCUAACUGCCUGAAGGCAGAGGACAGAAGAGUGGAGCUGGUCAUGUGUAAGACCUUCCAGGCUGUGUCAUGGGCGAUUAGGCCGACGGCCGCCGCCUCUUUCUUUAACAGAUCCACCUUUCUAUGGCUGGAACAGAUCCGAGACAGGACACCAACAUUGGACGUGAGGCUACUGCAGAACAUUAUGAAGUUGAUGGCGGCCACCCAAAUCUCGGCAGAUGCCACCCUGGACAUGGUAAAGAUUCUUCCAGGGCCUUGUCUUCCUUAGUGGUAUCCAGACGUCUACUGUGGCUACGCCACUGGCAGGCCAAGUUCUGGGUGAAGUGGCAUUUGGCAUAAGCAGAGUACACAGGGGACAAAUUAUAUGGUCCUUCCCUGGAUCCCAUCCUUGUUGAGGACAAGAACAAGCAGAAGGUCUUCCCAUCUACAUCCAGAUGUUCAAACCACCGGGCGGCACCUUACUCCAGGAGACUCUAUUGACUUCCUGAGCAGGAUUUCAAGCAGCAGGGGUACUCUGCUCCCAGGUAUCCCAGGCAGGGAGACAGGCAAUUUUCCAGGGACAGAUAUAGGUUCCAGCAGCCCAGUAAGCAGCUCUUUCGAGGGAGGGGGUGGCUGCACCUUCCGCAGAGCAAAGUGAUUCGGGCCUGGAUCACCCCAUCAGCACCUGCCUUUCCUUGUUCGUGGACUGCUGGGAGGGUAUCACCAUGGAUGCUUGGGUUCUCCAGACAGUCAGGUUGGGGCUCUGCCUGGAGCUCCAUUCCCAACCCCUGAAUAGAUUCUGCAUCUUUCCCUCCUCCAAGAACCCGGUCAAGCGCUCCCUCAUGCACAAGGCCAUUCGUUAUCUUCUGGAGAUUAAUGCAGUAGAACCAGUUCCGGAGGGGGAGAAAGAAUCAGGGUUCUAUUCCCACCUGUUCCUGGUUUCCAAGAGCUCGGGGGUGGAGAGUUAUCCUGGAUCUCAAGCUGUUAAAUUCCAGGCUUAUUUACCGUAAAUUUAAAAUGGCUUCCCUCAAGUCUAUCCUGGGGGGGAUUUCCUAGCCUCCAUCUAUCUCAGGGAGGUGUAUCUCCACAUCAUGAUUGCCCCUAAUCACCGUAGGUUCCUCAGGUUCUCCUACGGAGGCUCCCAUUAUCAAUACAGGGCCCUCCCCUUCAGGUUGGCCUCUGCCCCUAGGACCUUCACCAAGGUGCUGGCCAUGGCUGCAGCCUACCUUCAUUCCAUCCCGGUUCGUCUGCAUUGUUACCUGGAUGACAUCGUCGUGCUAGUUCCCUCAGCAGCUCCAGCAGAGGGGGAUCUCAGUAUUACCAUUAGCACCUUACAGUCCCUGGGGUUCUCAAUCAACCUCAAGAAGGGCCAUCUAAUCCCUUCCACUAGACUCCAGCAUUUGGGGACCAUUAUUGAUUCGGUGGAGUGUGAGGUGUUCCUCUCCCAGGAGAUAAGGACAGUAUUGUUGAAUUGAUUCAAGAGAUUUGCAGGAUUUGAUCUGUUCCCGUAGUUCUGCUUUCCAGGCUUCUCGGCAAGUUCAUCUCCUGCAUCAGGAUCGUUCUCUGGGCAUGUCUCCACACCAAAGAAUUGCAGUGGUUCCUCCUCCCACAUCAGAGAAACUGGACAAGCGAUGCAAACUUCAAGGUCCUUGUGACCUCCCAGGUGCUUCUUCUCUCUCGCUGGUGGAUGUCCCCGGCUCUGGCCAGGGGUUCUCUGUUCAGGGAACCAGACAGGCUGGUCUUAACGACAGAUACAAGCUGUUCAGUUGGGGGGGGGGGCUCAUCUGCAGUCCCAGUUAAUCCAGGACCGGUGGACUCCGAUGGACCUGCGCAAGAACAUCAACUGGCUGGAGCUCAGAGCGAUUCACCUUGCUCUUGGGCAGUUCGAGAAGAUGGUCGCCAGAAGACACAUUCUGGUGCUGACGGACGACGUGCCAGCCAAGGCCCAUGUGAACAAGCAGGGAGGUAUGCACUCUGUGGCGCUUCAUGACGAGGCAAGAUAUCUGGGGAGUUGGGAGGAACGGAACCCCCCGAUCCAGGCAGAGCACAUCUCCAGAGUGGAGAACCAGCAGGCGGUCUGGCUCAGCAGGGAGACCAUGGAGAGUGGCAACCUUACCCCAACAUCUUCAAACAGAUCUGCCAGAGGUUUAGCCGUCCAACUGUAGACCUCUUCACCUCACCGUCCAACACCCAGCUUCCGAGGUUCAUCUCGCAAUUUCCAACACAGGGGGCGCUGGACAUCGACUCCCUGUGCUGCAGAUGGCCGGCGGGCCUUCUUUACGCCUUUCCUCCUCUUCCCCGCCUUCCUGGAGUCCUGAGGAUGCUAGUGUUAGAGAGGGCAGAGAUCAUUCUAGUGGCCCCUCACUGGCCACGGCAUCCCUGGUUUGCAGACCUGGUGGAGUUGUCGAUUCUGCCUCAUUGGAAAAUUCCACAGGGUGAGUUGGCCAGGGGAGCCUGGAGCACCCAGACCCAGAGUGGCUCCAUCUGACCACCUGGUGCUCGAGCGGGAACAACUAAGAGACGCUCAGAUUUCUUCUAGAGUCAUCAGGACCAUUGAGGCCUCUAGGAGGAGAUCCACCACAAGCAUCUAUGAUGCAACCUGGACUUCCUUCGCAGCGUGGUGCAGGAUUGCACAGGUAGAUCCGUCAUCGGCUUCAGUCCCUCAGGUUCUGGAAUUUCUUCAGGAUGGACUGGAGAAGGGUCUGGCUCACAGUACCCUCAGAAGGCAGGUCUCCACCCUAGCCACUAUCCUUGGAGGGGGGGGUGUGUUCCCUGUCCCUGUCCCAGCUUCCGGUCAUCAAGAGGUUCCUUUGAGGGGCAGCUAACCUUCAGCCUCUGGUGAUCCACUGUUUUCCCUUGUGGGAUCUUUCAACGGUGCUUCAGGCGCUCCUGGAGGCACCUUUCAAACCACUCAGGGAGGUGAGCUUACAAUUCCUCACCCUCAAGGUGGUCUUACUUGUGGCGAUCACCUCGGCCAGGAAGGUGUCUGAGCUUAAUGCUCUAUCUACCAGGGUGGACCUCUGCACCUUCCACAGCAACAGGGUCGUCCUCAGACUCGAUCCAGCCUUCAUGCCCAAGGUCAGUUCCCCCUUCCAUAGGGGACAGGAAGUAAUACUCCCGGAUUUCUGUUCUUCUCCCUCAUUGGAGAGAGAGAGGUCCUGGCAUUGCCUGGACGUAAGAAGGGCACUGUGCAUCUACCUCAAGUGCACAGCUGUCUUCAGGCGGUCGGAGGCUCUCUUUGUUUCCUUCCAUCCCUUGGCCCGGAGAGCCAAGGUCUCCCCGACCACCAUCUCCAAGGCAUACGAGGCUUGAGGACUGCCGGUGCCGCAGGGCACCACCGCACAUUCCACUCGGAGUGCUGCCACUUCGGCAGCCUGGGCCACCCAGGCACCUAUCAAGGACAUCUGCAGGGCAGCCGCCUAGUCCUCUCCUUUGCCCUUUAUCAGGCACUACCGGCUAGAUGCGUAUGCCUUGGCUGAGGCAUCUUUCGGGAGGAGGGUCCUUCAGGGUGUUCUGGGCACUCAGGGGACUCAGGCACAAUGAUCCUUCCCAUGGACAUCUAGUUUUGGUACGUCCCAUCACCCAUGCCCCACCUUGGAGACUGUCAGUUGGUCUUACCUGAACUGCACAUCUCAAGGGUGGUGUGGGAGCAGUCACUUCCCGCCCGUCAGGCGUGCCCUGCACCAGGGCCUGAGUGGAUUAGCUACAGGUCAGUCAGGGACCUGGGAGGAAAUUGGGUGGUCUUUGUCCCUUCCUUCCCAGGUUCUACUUCAACUAGACCAUUGGUUAAUCUGGAGAGUCAGAAGGAGGAACAGAGGGAGUGUCCUCAGAUCUACCUCAAGUCUCUGGGCAAAUGGGCCAUGUUAAUACCUAUAAGUGACUGCUCCCACGUCACCCUCGAGACAUGCAGUUCAGGUAAGACCAACUGACAUUCUCUCAGUCACUUUAGUAGGACCCAAGUUUGUGGACUGUCCAACCACAAUAGACAUAAGUGUUGCAUCCGGAACACCUUCACUGAUUCAAGUUUCACCAAUUGCAAAGUUUGAGAAGAAAAAUGUGAAAGGAUGUAGGCAAAGCAGAGAUACGGUGCAGAGCUAGUAUUGCCCUUUCUCAUGGUGUUCAAGUCUGAAGGCAAAGCCUCGUUCAGAUGGAAAGCAUUGUCUUAAUAUUAACAAAAUUGUUGUAGGACUCAGUCAUCUUCCUUCUUUAUA
Molecule: messenger RNA, 7517 nt
Organism: Thamnophis elegans (Western terrestrial garter snake)
Lineage: Eukaryota; Metazoa; Chordata; Lepidosauria; Squamata; Natricidae
Gene: RABEP2
Product: rabaptin, RAB GTPase binding effector protein 2
Exons: 12
Coding region: 86-1543 (485 amino acids)
Biological process (GO): endocytosis
Cellular component (GO): intracellular membrane-bounded organelle
Molecular function (GO): growth factor activity; GTPase activator activity
Source: RefSeq, a predicted model, not a curated record